This is a messenger RNA of Penicillium roqueforti, 360 nucleotides long. RefSeq lists its product as uncharacterized. The transcript has 2 exons. NCBI's taxonomy places the organism in Eukaryota, Fungi, Ascomycota, Eurotiomycetes, Eurotiales, Aspergillaceae. The coding region runs from base 1 to 360 and encodes 119 amino acids. The record is from RefSeq and is a predicted model, not a curated record.
AUGAUUGUGAAGGGGUUAGGGCCUCGAUCUCCUCUCAAUAGAAGAUUGUUCAGUCAAUUGCAAGUUCAUUGUGUACGAUCCUUAUCGACAAGCUUGUUCAGACCAUCGGAAGCUCAAGACCCUCAAGGCUACCAAAUUACUAAAUCCAAGCAAGAGAAAACCAAUCAGACACCAGACGACUCCUCGAACAAAGACAACAAGUCACCUAAGCCCAAAACUGUCUCCGAAGCCGACGCCGAGCUUCGUGAGCGGCUGGAACAUAUGUCUGGAGAAGGUGGGGCCUCUGGAAUUGAAUACGAAGACGGUAAACCGAAUGCAAUGAAGCGCGGCGUGCGAAACAACAUGUUUCGAAUAAUCUGA